AUGGAUGACAAUCAGGGUGAAGACGUUGCAGAGACCGUCCAACCUGAAAUGGAAGAUGAGUAUGAAGCACCGGAAGGUGAUGGGUUAGCUGAACCCCUCAAGGAGGAUGAGUACGACUUCUACAAUCAGGAAUAUGAUGGUGACCAAUAUGACAACGAUGAGCCUGAAUCUGACAACAGAGUUGGGCUCAUGCACUACAAAGAUGAUGAGGCCAACAUUGCUGACUUUAUACUGUCGGACGAUGGCGAAAGCCCUUAUGAGUAUCUUACCGCCAUCCGUGAUCUAUCAGAUGAGGAGAUAUUAUCAUCGGGUCAUGAUGCAUGGGCAGAUCACCAUCCUGAGUUAUCUACUCAAGGAGUUGGAUCUAGUACCCUGGACUCGGAUGACAAGACAGUGCAUACAGUAUUCGUUGGAGAUGAUCCAUUGUCCAACGAAUAUGAGAUGUCGGUUGGUCCAGUGCCACCUCUGGUUAGUGAUCUUCAGUGCCGAAUAGAUGAUCUCGAGUUCGAGAACCAGUUAUUACGGGAAUCUAAUGAAGCACUUGGCCAGGAGAAUGAUCAACUGACUAUGGAUAACCGUGCACUGCUACAGAAACUCGGGAUAUGUGAUGCCCUUAAAGACGAUAUCUUAAGGUUACGAGCGCGCAUCCAGGAGUUCGAAUCCCAGGAUGUUCCGCCGUAUAUCUUGGCCAUUAAAGAAGUUAAGACACCUACAACUUCUGCGAUCACUACCCCUGUUGAUGGCGACUUAGUGCCAGUACGUAGCCGAUUGGUGUUACGUGAUACGCCAGGCAAUCGCCCAACACGAACGAAUUCAGAGCGUCAAUGCAUGACUGGCUACAUCCGCAUCAAUGGUAUAUUGGCCCAUGCAUUGUUUGAUUCAGGCAGCACGCUUGACUGCAUUAGCCCGGACUUUGCGUGUAUUGCGAAUAUCAUGUGUUUUGAGCUGAAUAACCCCACAUCCCUUCAGCUCGGCACUGUGGGUAGUCGCUUGAAGGUCAACUAUGGUGCUCAUUUGAAGCUUUCGAUUGGCGGUCACUCCAUUGAUCACUAUUUUGACGUGGCUAAUAUCGACCAUUAUGAUAUUGUAAUCGGCACACCGUUUUUGCGCGCAAGCCAUACGAUUAUGAACUUCAAGGAUAAUACAUUAUCGGUAUUCGGGAAGAUCAUUCCCUCACCUCCAAAGGGGGAGGGACAGGUUCAUACGAAUCACAUAAAGAGCAGGAAGCCUGCCAAGACGGAUCAAUCCCAUAAACCAGAAUGA
Gloeophyllum trabeum ATCC 11539 is the source of this 1263-nucleotide messenger RNA. RefSeq lists its product as uncharacterized. NCBI's taxonomy places the organism in Eukaryota, Fungi, Basidiomycota, Agaricomycetes, Gloeophyllales, Gloeophyllaceae. The transcript has a single exon. Bases 1 to 1263 code for a protein of 420 amino acids. The record is from RefSeq and is a predicted model, not a curated record.